UAACAACUCAACAGCUGAUACGAAACAUGGCGGCGGUAAACACAGACUCCAAAGCCACGGGAGAGCACAUCAAAGCCAUUUUGCGCCGCUGCAGGGGUCGACCGAGGCUGACAGACGCGGACCGUGCUCAGCGGCGGCUCGAAUCGCGGAAGAAGUACGAUGUGCGGCGGGUUUAUCUGGGAGAAGCGCAUCAGGUCUGGAGCGAGCUGCGCCGGCGCACGAGCCUGAGCGACGCGGGGCUCGCCGAGUAUCUGAUCCUGCUCAAUUCUGCAUAUGGAGAAAAAUACCAGCAGAAAUACGCCAAGAGAAAAACCCUUCCUGAACAAUGCAGCAGUCACAGGAAAGGGAAGAAGGUGUCUGCCACCAGCUUGCAGACUGUGGCGAGCUGGUAUCAAGGUCACUGUCAGUCGUGUCAGCAUGAGCCUGAGCUGCGGGCCGUGGAGCCCACUGUGGGUUUAUCUACAUCUGCACUGUGGCAGUGUGUGGCGGGUCAUUCGUUUGUGCAGAACCUGCCCUGGCCUGCAGGAGGCGAGUCCGAGUCGGACGUGGAGGACAGUGUUAUGGAGAAAGAUGAGGAGGACAGGCCUCCAGAGAAGAAAGCUACUGUCAAUGAGAGUAUCAACAUCAAAAGGAGAAAACUGCAAAACCACGGGCAGCUGCAGGUUCUCUGA
Messenger RNA from Sinocyclocheilus rhinocerous, 671 nucleotides. Its product is annotated as zinc finger protein 653-like. The record is from RefSeq and is a predicted model, not a curated record. The coding region runs from base 27 to 671 and encodes 214 amino acids. NCBI's taxonomy places the organism in Eukaryota, Metazoa, Chordata, Actinopteri, Cypriniformes, Cyprinidae. The transcript has 4 exons.